UGUCAACACAUCUCCUCCUCAACCUGCUAAAGCUUCAGACUGCAACGGUCGUCGCAGCACGGUGGGUCGGGGCAGUAAUUACUAGUGCUGGGGCAUAAAAGUUCACAAGAAUUGGGUUGAGUGCGGAUGUAGGAAACUAAGCGCUAGGUUAAGGAGUGAAGGUGCUGCUCCGAACGAUUACUGUGCCCUACUGAUCAAAGCGACCAAACAGAUAAGCCCGAGGAUUGUCGAUCUAAUAUCUCUGCUGUUGGCAGUCAGCAGCUAGGAUCAAGCAGUUCCGUGAAACUUCGGUAGCAAAAAGACUACCGAGGAAUGGCAUUCCUCUAAGCUUCGGCGAUCCAACUGCCACCGUGAUGAUGUCUCAACACCGACCAAACAGGGAUCCCAGCUAAGGCCGCUACUUCCGUGGGAGGUGUGACGCCUUAACGCAGGAGCUCCGGGGUUACAAUUCCGCUCAAAAUCGAGCUUAGCCAGAAUGAGGAUCUCAUACAGCCCUCUCAAGGAACACUAACAAAGCCAAGUGCUCGAACAGAUUCUUCGAAUAAACGGCGCACGCCAUAGACAGACGCCAGGAGCGUUGGGUACGCAGCUCCAGUGACAAGAAUCAAAAGCCGAUCUCGUAAAGGGAAUUGCCGGUUGUAUUGGUGUGGGAGAGCUAGGGGCCCCCGAUAAUAGCGCUAUGGUGCAGUGGGCUAAUAAGGGUCUCUACCAGUUGAGGGCCGAUCGGAUCCUUCCUCCUUGGGAAUCAGAAGAACCGCACUGCACACGACACGUUUCCCGCUGUUCCCGUCUUCGUGGCCCUGCAAGCUUCAAAAGUUGGCGCUCUCCUUUGGCGUGCAUCGACGUGGAAACGCCUCGCACUUGGCCUUGGCUAGUUUGUGUCAGACAGAUCGAGAUUUUGGCAGAGAAUCUCACGUUAUCAACCACCGCUCUCCAGUUUUCUGGGUGCGAGUUGGGUGUCCCGAGAUCGUGUUCUUGGGUUGGAAUCGACGUCAGCAGCGCUGCUAGGAGACAUCUUCCGAGCUUUGGGACCAGCGAUAGAGUUCAGGGGUCAACUCGACCAGUCACAUCAUCACAUCGCCAGCUGGCUCCUAAACAGCGCCAGAUCGACCGGCUGCAUUCCUGUCAUGGCUUGUCCACCGCACAGGUUCGUUCUGCUCAACCCAGCUCGUUGUCAUUUCUUCGAUAUUAGACUUUCGUUGUUGGACCCUUAUUACUUCUCCAUCAUUACCGUAAAUCCAAACACCCAACCAAAGACUUCCUGACAAUGAUUGUCAUGGCCCACUGGACCCUGGAUCAGCAACACUUCAUCCCGUGAUCGAGCUGGCAACAUUGGCAACAUGAAUCUGUGUUUUCGACAUGAUCCGUAGGUACCUAGCAACUGAACAAGGGCUGAGGUAGGUAGGUUGCAUCUACAAUGUACCUUGUGGGACGGCCUGGAAGUUGCUUGCAGAGAAGUAAUUUUCAGGCACUCUACAAUGUAGGGAGCAAGCUGUCUCCUGCGGCUGUGGGCUACAAUAUAUACCCAAGGUACAAAUGUACUGCAACCUGGUUUCAACAGCCUCGCCAUCCACUAAAGGCUGGUAUUCCACAUGGAAGCGAGCCCCGCCGUCUAUCACCAGAGUACCUCGAGAUGCAGGUACGAUUUACGGAUGAACAACUCUCCCUCUAUGCCGAACAACUCUACUAUCUGAAUGACCUUUUACCAAGUUAAGGGAGAAUGAUGAGGCUACGGGCGGCUGGAGCCAGUGGGUAACUCGUACAGCUCGGUUACGCGGUUGAAAACCUAGGAUUGGAUCCUAACCAUCUUAACUGCUAAAAUCUGGCAGGCCCAUCAAUGAGUCCCCGGCCUAACCAAAACAGCCUCAACAGGUAUAGGCCAUCGGUCCCUGGUCCAACCCCAAUUCCUUGUCCGAGAACCCACGUCUGAUUCCUUCCCUUAUUAUUAGCGAAUGACGGUGGACCAGGCGCGCGGCGACGCUCCUUGCAUCACCUUACAGUCCGUGUCUCCACGUCCACACUGACACCUGACUUGGCUCUUUUUCCUAACCUCACUUCUCGUCUGGCCUUGAACAGCCUAUAGACUUACUUCACCGGCCAUUUCUCGAGCAUUUUCCCAUCUUUUCCGUACACAGGCGCUUGCCGCCCUUUUCAUUGUCUGAUCAAUUGUCGAAUUUGGCGAGCGGUGGCUUUGUUUGAAGACCUAUUUGCGGCGCAAGUUAUCGAUCUGUACCUCAAACCGAUCCGCUCGACGCGUGAUCGGGGUGUCUUAUCGAAAAAAAAACUCGCAUAAUUCUCUGCUACGAUCCCGGUCUUUCAUCUGAUCACCCACAUCAUCCCCAGUCAUAAGCACUUUGAGCUGCAUCGCUCCCUGUGCCUUCGCAGAGCUUCCAGGGGCAUUGCGCCUCAUUCGCCUAACCCCACCAUUACCCGCUGUGUGGCCCUAAGGUCGAAGCAGAUCUUGGAGACCCUGAUUCUCAUUGAACAGUGGUGAUCGACUCCAGCGAGCAGAUUCCAAGAAGCUCUUCUACUAUUCCCGAAGACCUUCUGCACUGGUCAUCACCUGUUGGAGCCGUGCUGUGCAAAAAGGUGUCGACUCAUUGCAGUAUCCGGUUAACCUUUCAUCUUUGGGAAAUUCGGCCUGUGGCUGGUGAUAUCGCCAAGCUAUUGUACACGACCACGACAACAAUCAGGAUUAUUGUGCCAAUAACCCAAGGACUACCCUUCGAAUGCUUGCUUAACCUAGGCUGGUCACGUCAGUGUCUCUUACUCCCACAUGCGACAACGAUCAGCCUGCUUUGUUAUCGAUCGUAUACCUUGCGUGGCAGAUCGCCCUGACUGAUUGUCGCUUCACCGCUUGAGACAUUAUCCACGACUCGGUCACGCUCAAUUAUCGAUGAUAAACCUGGUGCGCUUGAAUGACCGAUCUCGCCCCCCAUCUCGAGCGUCUUGGCCUUGAGCAGUACCUCGAUGCCUUUGUCGGCGAGGGCUUUGACACUUGGGAGACAUUGACAGAUAUUCAAGAGAGUGACUUCGAUGCCCUCAACAUCAAACUUGGCCAUCGUCGGAAACUCCAGCGUGCUAUCGCUGAAUACCGAGGCAUCUCUUACGAACGUCUGAUCGGGUCUCCGGCCCAGGAAGCGCCCGUGGACAGUGUCAGAGCUCUUGAGAGCAAUACGACUCCUUCAGCUGGGCCAGACCGAAACCCGGGACCUCCUGCCGAAACCAAAAGGAAGUAUAGACGUCACCCUAAGCCCGAUGAGAACGCGCCCGAGCGUCCGCCUUCUGCCUAUGUGAUCUUUUCAAACAAGGUACGCGAAGAGGUGAAAGAUCAAAACCUGUCUUUCACGCAGAUAGCCAAGCUCGUGGGCGACCGAUGGCAGAAGUUGGACCCCGCCGGCAAGGAACCAUUCGAGACCCAGGCGAAUGCGGCCAAAGAAAGAUACAAUAUCCAGUUAUCAACAUAUCGGAAGACCGAGGCAUAUAAGGAAUAUAUGCAAUAUCUUGCAGACUUCAAGAGCAAGCAUGGGCAGACAUCUGAGCCGAAGAGACCCAAACUCGAUCCAGAGUCUAGCGGGAGCAUCAUCUCUACAAAGUCACUUGAGACGAACCCGGAGGUCGCUUCACAACUUACUGGCCAUGUGAGAGGAGGCUCCACAGGUUCUGUGGCAUCGUCGCCUUUCAUCAGCGGUAGCAUGCAGCCGACACCUUCUGGAGGUUCGCUCCCUGCACGUCCACCGCUGCCUUCUUCUCGCAGCGGCUCACCUCCGUCGCUUCAGCAGACUCGAGAUUACUUCCGUCCGGGCUUGCCCUCGCGGCAUAGCUCUGUCUCUGACGAAUCUUCCACAGUGCGGAGCGAUCUGCCAGAACCUUUGAUGCGGACAGCAACCUUGUCGUUAGGGGUUAGUCCGUCAUCCGGGACACCACCUCUUCAGCCGCAGGGCCCAAGCGCUUUGGGUCUAGAUCCUACGGGGUCGCCAGAUCAGCACGUGCGAUCAAAAUAUCCGCAUGGCGUGCAUUCCCAGUACCCUCCUGCGCAACAGCAGCAGCAUCAUCCCCUUGCACACCAGCAGUCGCAUCCCGGUCCUCCUCCGGUGCCUGGAGUCGGAAGCGGCCAGCCGGCAUCGGCCGCCUCAUUUCCACCUAUCUUUCCAUCGCCCACCGUGCAAGACAGACCGUUGGGAGGCCGCCCCGCUGACAUCCGCGGAUACCCCCAAAACGCAGGAGGUAUGCAGUCCACUAUGUCUUAUGGCCCGUAUGGAACACAACCCACGCCUCCUUCCCAGUUUCCGCCUUUCCUUUCACAUGAUCGGCUUCCCGAGUACACGCACGGGGCUUCAUCAAGGACACUUCCCCUGCCUCGGCCUCAGUCUGGAGCAAAUCCUAACGCACAUACCCAUAAUUCACCCAUGAUGACCAGCACGCUGGGCUUCCGGCGACCAGGAGCAGAGGAGAACAGACCCGUGCUGGAACGCUCUGAGAGCGAUGCAGCCAGCACGCUAGCUGGGUUGGCGGGGACGCCUGUAUCCCGUCCUGAAGUGACGAGACCUUACACCUAUCCACCACCUCGACGGUCCGCGCCUUAGCCACGGCAGGGCCUUCGUGUGAGAUGACUGCUAUAUGAUGACACGAAAAGACAUAAACUCUAAAAAGGUGCUAUAUUUUCAUUGAAGACCUAAAUCAUUUACAGAAGUUAUAGUCAAGAUGUGCCAUUUUGUUUCUUUGCACGGCACCAUUCAAUACCAUAAAUUCAAACAAACUCGCCCUUGAUCAGACAGUCUCCCCUGACGUGCCUUAUCACCUUGCACAUAGAGACCCGGCGUAUGCCUGGCCGUCAUUGGGGGCUUAGAUUCGCACCUAGCAGCUCGUCGCUACAACCUUCUCGCCACCGUAUAAGCAAGGCUGCAACCAGCCCACAGCCACCAGGGCAUCGUAUCAGCCCACCAUAGCAGAUCCC
Messenger RNA from Exophiala dermatitidis NIH/UT8656, 4957 nucleotides. RefSeq lists its product as uncharacterized. Gene Ontology annotation, biological process: regulation of gene expression. The record is from RefSeq and is a predicted model, not a curated record. Gene Ontology annotation, molecular function: protein binding. Lineage: Eukaryota; Fungi; Ascomycota; Eurotiomycetes; Chaetothyriales; Herpotrichiellaceae. Bases 2919 to 4586 code for a protein of 555 amino acids. Gene Ontology annotation, cellular component: nucleus. The transcript is spliced from 3 exons.